Molecule: messenger RNA, 3014 nt
Organism: Dicrocoelium dendriticum
Lineage: Eukaryota; Metazoa; Platyhelminthes; Trematoda; Plagiorchiida; Dicrocoeliidae
Source: the annotation of a GenBank genome assembly
CCGAAGCCGGUCCACUUCUCUCUGGCCUUGCUGUACAUGGCGAAGGCAGUCAAAAAGUUUUGGAAUUAUUGAAACCUACGGUCCUUCGCCUGGAUUCCCUGCAACAUAGUUAUCCGUACGAUUGGCGUACAAAAACCCCUGUGAUAACUCGCCUUUCGAAUCAGUGGUUUGUGGACACUGACAAAAUAAAAAAUGCCGCUUUGGAAGCAUUUGAAGCUGUCUCUGUCAUACCACCCACACAAAAGACAUCGAUGAUUCCGUUCAUAUCAUCUAGACCCCGAUGGUGCAUUUCAAGGCAACGCUUUUGGGGAGUCCCCAUUCCUGUCUUGUAUCGAAACUCAGACGGUACUCCAAUAGUGGAUUGCGAUUUCAUUCGGCACACCGCAAAUCGUGUGGCUGCCGUAGGAUCGGAUUUUUGGUUCCAGGAACCGCUCGAUCAACUGGUGCCUCAUGACUUCUGGGAAAAGUGGUCUUUGAGCCAAGAUGAAGUUUCCAAAGGGAUGGAUGUGUUCGACGUUUGGUUCGACAGCGGAUUGUCUUGGUUAACCGCAUUACGCGAGGGAUACUAUGGAAACAAAGUGACCACGGAAGUCGCCGAUCUUUGUUUGGAGGGGCAUGAUCAGUUUCGCGGCUGGUUCUCAUCAUCUCUGCUGCUUGGUGUAGCUUUGCGUGGCAAGGCACCUUACAAGUCACUUAUCGUUCACGGCUUCACCACCGACUCUAACGGCCGGAAAAUGUCCAAGUCACUCGGUAAUGUGAUAUCCCCCGAAGAACUUUUGGAGAAACAUAAUGGUUGUGUAGAUAUCCUUCGGCGAUGGGCUGCGUGCUCUGCUUUGGAUACACUCGCCAGUGUGGGGGUGAAGGAAAUAGCCGCGCAUGCAGCUUGUCACAAGUCUCUCCGGAACGCAUUCCGCUUCAUGCUUGGUAAUCUUAAUGACUUUGAACCCGUCACUCAAUUGGCCGAUUUGACGAACUCUGAGCCAACUGUCUGCACAAGUAUCAACAAGUUGGUGUACGAAUUUGUUCGUGUCACUUGUUCGCCUUCGUUCCUCAAGUCUUCGCCGUUGAUGGCACUGAGCUGUGCCGUAUUCUCAUGGUUGGGUCAAUUAGUCCAAUCCGCACUGUACACCUAUUAUCCGGACUGCCGUUUCAAUGCAUUAUUAGCUGACGUGGAACGAUUCGUGUCGCGUUUGUCAUCUAUUUAUUUCACCGCUGCCAAAGACACUCUCUACUGUGAUCCUAUUGACUGCCCUGAGAGACGCCUGGUCCAAACCGUGUUUUGGCUGUCUUCCGAAUGCCUCAAAGCUCUUUUGGCCCCUCUUGUUCCUUACUUAGUGGAAGAAGUCGAAGAUGCUUGUCGAAACUGCUGGUCUAAAGAUCCCCGGAUUGAGUUACACAAACCUUAUUCGUCGCUCCUAGAGCGCUAUGCUUCAGAUUGCAUCGUUCCAACUUACCGCUCAUCCGGUCUUCCACAUUCCGACUGGCAGACCUGUCUAGAAACGAUGACUCAGUGGUCUCAGUACCAUGCUUUCUCGAACGCUGUAGAGCUCCUCCAUGCUUUCUUUUUGUCCACCACCAAUCAGAUCGCUUCAGUCGGACAGUCCACCACCGCUGCAAACGCUUUGGGCAAUGUUCACUUAUCACUAGCUGUUACUUCUUGUGAGUCUUCGCAGCAGCUGAUUCAGUCGUUACUGCUACUGGAGCGAUUUGGCCCCGGAAUCGGCUCACGUUCAGAUUUGUGCCUGAUAUUUCGCACGGCCUCUCUGGAUUGGCAAGUGACUCUUCCGGAACAGCCGUCCUCUUCAAGAUAUCCGACAUCCGAGAACAACGUUUUGCGCUUUGAGUUUCAAGGUUCCCCUGUUGCCAUUAGUUUCCACUUUGCUGACAAGAGUGCUCGGUGUCCUCGUUGUACCCGGUACUUCAAGGAAUCACCGUCACCUCUGUGUAGACGAUGUACAGAGACUCUCAUACACAAGGGCUUCCCGGUCACAAUCAGCGGAUAGUCUUUUUUCCAUGAAUCCUGCCCGCAUCGUCUUUUGACACUUCGUAUUUCUCUUAGUCUGAGCUCCCUCCGGGGUUACUUGAUGUACCCGUGGGACGUCGAUUUUGUCCUCACUUGCACACAUUUCUUGUUCGGAGCAAACUUAUCUCCUUUCGCUCUGCCCCAUUCCAAUUGCCGUGACGCCGCGCUCAUUGUCUGUGUAAUGUGCUGAACCAGGCUACUUUGGACGGGGAUCCCAGCCAGCCAUAUUUCUGUAAUAUAUUGCAGGUGCAUCUCCUUUCACCUAACUGGCAUGAAGUGGUUUCAUUGUAUCCUGUUGCUCACAGAAAGCCCACAGAAUGUCCCGCUCAACCAGAAUUCCAUCCAUCUACCAACUUUUCUUUUUGCAUGGUUUGCUUCUCGCAUCCUCUCCUUACUCCUCUAGCAUUUCGUGUUUUCUUUAAAGCGCGAAAGUAAAAUUUCCUCCAACUGACUUUGUUCGACGAUAUAAGUGCGUUGGAGUCCACUUUUUCCAACCACUGCAUUCUCCUCUCUCCUGGUUUGUACCCACUACUUUGUUCUAGUGUUCAAACCUGUUUCAUCUGCCCCUCCUUCAACUCUAUCUAUUCUUUAUCUGAAAUUUAAAAUAGGUCAAACUUAUGUUCUUCUGAAACAUCUAGCAUUUCUCCUAGAAUGGAGAGCACGAGGCCACCCAGUUACAUUCGAACGAGUUAUUUACUUUUGUGUUCUGUGAAACUCCGAUACUCCCAUCUUAUGCACAUUUGUAUAUCAAGUGAACAUUCGCUUUCCCGAUUUAUCGAGUCCUUCAUCCGUCCUUGAUGCUGGUGUGCGCUUCUUGCUAGUUAUCCGCUCGUAUAUUGAUAGUGUACCCCUGACAUUGCAGCAUGUUGGCUUCUCCCGCGUGUAGCCGGAUUUCCAGGGCUGCGUGAUGACUCCAUUCAUGGCAAAACGGGCAAUACGCCGGCACACCGUACCGACGCUUCGCUGCCACGAGACCACCACCAUUCGCGCA